UGACCAGAAGAACUUCUCCGGCACCACUCAGUCUCAACCAGGCGGAGGCCAUAGACAUCAUCAAGAUUUCAAUCGACCAUCGUCAUCUGAGAGCUGGGGCCUGGGACUUGGAUCACGACCUCUUUCCAGAAUAGGUUUUAAGUUUGUCCAUUUAGUUUAGCCAGGUUAUCGUUAAUUUAACAGCUGGCUGGCUGGGUUAAACUAAAUCAACUCGGACUGUACUCCCUUGAGCUUCGUACAUAAUCCCACCUGACCCUCCCCCUCCCCUCAUCUCCGCUGCCUUCAGACUCUGCUCUUCCCCCUCGUUGUACCGUCUCCCCUCAGAGUCAACAGCGUCAUAACCAUACAUAAAACUUAGAACUUGUCUUUUAUAGAACCGACGUAGCUUCUUCCAACUUAAUCCGACCAUCAUCCAAUCAUGAGAGAAAUCGUUCAUCUUCAAACCGGUCAGUGCGGUAACCAAAUCGGUGCUAAAUUCUGGGAGGUUGUCUCCGACGAACACGGUAUCGCUACCGAUGGCCAAUACAAGGGUACCACCGAUCUCCAGCUCGAGAGAAUUAGCGUCUAUUACAAUGAAGUCGCCACCAACAAAUACGUACCCCGUGCGGUACUGAUAGAUUUGGAGCCCGGAACCAUGGACUCGGUCCGAUCUGGCGCGUUUGGUUCCCUGUUCCGCCCCGACAACUUUGUGUUCGGACAAUCGGGUGCUGGUAACAACUGGGCCAAGGGUCAUUACACUGAGGGUGCCGAAUUAGUCGACUCCGUACUAGAUGUCGUCCGUAAGGAAGCCGAGGGAUGCGACUGUCUUCAAGGUUUCCAGAUUACCCACUCCCUCGGUGGUGGAACCGGAGCCGGAAUGGGCACGUUGUUGAUCUCGAAGAUCCGAGAAGAAUUCCCUGAUCGUAUGAUGGCCACCUUCUCUGUCGUCCCCUCGCCCAAGGUGUCUGAUACCGUCGUUGAGCCUUACAACGCGACUUUGUCGGUCCACCAACUGGUCGAAAACUCUGAUGAAACCUUUUGUAUCGACAACGAGGCCCUUUACGACAUCUGCUUCCGUACCCUGAAGUUGGCCACACCGACCUACGGUGACCUCAAUCACUUGGUCUCGAUCGUGAUGAGUGGGAUCACCACUUGUCUUCGAUUCCCCGGCCAACUGAACUCGGACCUCCGCAAACUGGCUGUCAACAUGGUUCCUUUCCCUCGAUUGCACUUCUUCAUGGUCGGAUUCGCUCCGCUUACCGCUCGUGGAAGCCAACAGUACCGAGCCAUCACCGUCCCCGAGUUGACCUCGCAAAUGUUUGAUGCCAAGAACAUGAUGGCGGCCUCAGACCCCAGACACGGCCGAUACUUGACCGUCGCCGCUUACUUCCGUGGUAAGGUCUCCAUGAAAGAGGUCGAAGAGAACAUGCUGUCCGUUCAGAGCAAGAACUCGAACUACUUUGUUGAGUGGAUUCCAAACAACGUCCAAACCGCCCACUGUGACAUCGCUCCUCGUGCACACAAGAUGUCCGUGACUUUCAUCGGUAACUCGACCGCCAUCCAAGACUUGUUCAAGCGAGUGGCCGAUCAAUUCACGGCCAUGUUCAGGCGUAAAGCUUUCCUGCAUUGGUACACCGGAGAGGGAAUGGACGAGAUGGAAUUCACGGAAGCAGAAUCUAACAUGCAGGAUCUGGUUGCCGAGUACCAACAGUACCAAGAGGCUCACUUGGAUGAUGAUGAAGAAGUUGAAGAGGCUUAUGAAGAUGAAGCCCCACCUGAAGAGUGAAGUCGUAGUUAGUGUCUCGCCGAAGGAGAUUGUAAGAAAACAAUAAUAACAAUCUUCGCGUAAUUUGACUUGAAUCAACUGUUUUUCUCUACAAUUUGGUCCAAGGAAGAGAGCAAACCAAGUGAAUUCCAAGUCCUUUGUGAUCGUUUCCUUUUUUUAAGUUCUAUGUUAUUUCCUUGUUCUUGAAGCAUAGAUUCCAAUAAAAUGAGACGGAAGGUUAGCCAAUAGGCAUAUGGCAUACCAAGAAAAAAUCUUAUGAAUCAUUAACAAAUCGCGUUUUGUCUUAUUGUUAUUACGUUCUCUUUGUUCCUUUCGUUCCCCCCUCCCUCUUUCCCCUUCUCUUGCUUGCGUCGGUGGGAAUGAGUCCUUAAUUCUAUCCAAGCCGUUUUUUUUCCCUUUCUUCCCCUUCAGAUCACUUCCGCAGUUAAGAACACCCACUCGCUUCUUUUGAA
This is a messenger RNA of Puccinia graminis f. sp. tritici CRL 75-36-700-3, 2217 nucleotides long. Its product is annotated as beta-tubulin. Gene Ontology annotation, molecular function: structural constituent of cytoskeleton; GTPase activity; GTP binding. NCBI's taxonomy places the organism in Eukaryota, Fungi, Basidiomycota, Pucciniomycetes, Pucciniales, Pucciniaceae. The record is from RefSeq and is a predicted model, not a curated record. Gene Ontology annotation, biological process: microtubule cytoskeleton organization; mitotic cell cycle. The coding region runs from base 419 to 1765 and encodes 448 amino acids. Gene Ontology annotation, cellular component: cytoplasm; microtubule. The transcript is spliced from 10 exons.